Molecule: messenger RNA, 1542 nt
Organism: Hypoxylon trugodes
Lineage: Eukaryota; Fungi; Ascomycota; Sordariomycetes; Xylariales; Hypoxylaceae
Exons: 3
Coding region: 732-1388 (218 amino acids)
Molecular function (GO): protein binding
Source: RefSeq, a predicted model, not a curated record
CUUACGAAGCCAUUCAUCAUCAUAAUUUUGUCCCAAUUGCUAUACUGUCAUUAUGAUUUAUAAUGUCAGUAUAUCAAUCACUAAUCCAAGCAUUUAAUUCUUCCAUACUAUUACUAUUUCAUGAUAUGCUUCUCACUGCCUCACAUCCGUUGCUAGAUUGUGUAACCGUACUCUAUGAUCUUAAUCCCUCAUCGCAGUUAUUACCUAUAGCGCAUUUUAUCUUUCAUAUAGACAUAUUCUAAGUAAUAACUUUUAGCUUCAAUAAUAAAAUCGCCAAUCACUAGUAAGAAUACAGGAAACAGAACAAAAACCCCGGGCCACGGCACCUUCUAAAAGAGGAAAUGAUCACACCAAUGGACCCUAGUGGGUCGUGAGAGGUUUUAGUUAGCUGGUUAACACCCCCAAAGCACCAAAGCACCUUCUCUCAGUAAAUAGCGUCGCAUUGUAUUCCCCGCAUCUUCUUUUUUUUUUACUACGACUAGCAGGCCUAGUAGUACAUAACUAAUACAUAUAUUCCAUUGGGUAGGCACGAAGCCGACCUUCCCUUACCUGGGCUCUUGUUUUCGAGUGUUUACCCAAGCUAAGCUCCGCCGGCUACCUUCCUCCUUCUGUCCACCCCUUUGACACGCGAGUCGCGAUUCUACCUUUCCUCUAAAACACCGCAUCGCGACAAAGCGAAACGAAAAUAACCAUCAUAAACACCGACACGACUUCGAAAAACAACCGCCAAAAUGGUAACAACACGCUCCGCCAGCAAAGCCGCCAGCUCCCCACCCCCGUCCACCAAAUCCCCCUCCAUCCGCCCAUGGACACACACACCCUCACACCUAACACUCCUCUGGUUCGCCAUCUCCCUGCCCCUAGUAAUCUGGGACUCAGGCUACGUCCUCCUGCGCCCUCUAACCAUGGAAGGCGGUUCCCUCCACUGGCCAUUAUACGUGCCCUACAAACUCUACGGUGAAGUCGACCACGUAUACGGAUGGAAAGCGUUCCGCGCAAAAAGCGGUUUCACAUCCGCCCAGGGACUGUUGAAUGUAGUGGAGACGGGCAUGUAUUUCGUGUAUCUGUAUGUAUACUUUACGGCGGGGAAGAGGCAGAGCGGUGUUUCGACGAAGACGCUUUCCGGGCGCUCGGCGGCUGUUGCGUUGCUUUUUGCGUUUAGUGCUGCGGUUAUGACGUUGAGUAAGACGGUGCUUUAUUGGCUUCAGGAGUAUUACUCUGGUUUCGACAACAUCGGCCAUAACAAAUUCGGAGACCUCGUUCUUUUGUGGAUUAUUCCCAACGGCUUAUGGAUCGUAUUUCCCACGUACAUGGUCUAUGUCAUGGGAAGCGAGAUCAUAGAAGGAUUGGCGACGGCGUCGACUGGUGCGGCGAUCAAGUCCGAAUAAACGAAUAAUCAAUUGACGAUGUGGGUUCAGCGAGAGAGGAAGCCACUGUAAAAUGUCUACAUCGGAGCGAGGGCGUAAAGCGGACAUGACGGCAAUGACGAGACAUGAUUCUUCGCAGUAAUAUCAUACGAAGUAUUUAACUGUAAAUCACGAA